This is a messenger RNA of Trichoderma virens Gv29-8, 1008 nucleotides long. RefSeq lists its product as uncharacterized. Lineage: Eukaryota; Fungi; Ascomycota; Sordariomycetes; Hypocreales; Hypocreaceae. The coding region runs from base 1 to 1008 and encodes 335 amino acids. Gene Ontology annotation, biological process: positive regulation of transcription by RNA polymerase II. The record is from RefSeq and is a predicted model, not a curated record. Gene Ontology annotation, molecular function: DNA-binding transcription factor activity; transcription cis-regulatory region binding. The transcript has 3 exons. Gene Ontology annotation, cellular component: nucleus.
AUGGAAGGCAUAUUCGCAUUGUCAUCUCUCCUUUUGCUGGGGCCCUCAAAGAGCCAAGGCCAUAAAUCGCGCCUUAUCUCGAUGCUACAAAAGAAUAUAACCCGAAUGGAUAGAGAAAGCGUCCUGCAAAACCUGAUUGCUACCAUGCUCCUAUAUCAGUGUGAGGUUUGCAAUACCGCUACACCUGGAGUGCUAUGGCGUUUCUAUCUUUGCGGAGCUAAGAAAAUUAUCUUUGCCGCUUCCGAAUCAGUCACAUUAUAUCAGCAUGACUGUGCGAUAUUAAUGGAUUGGAUCUAUUACCAUGAAGUAAUGUCAGAGUUCAGCCUACGACAUUGGGCAGAACCAAGUGCAAUUGAUGACUUUUGUAAAGGGCCUCUGGCGAUACGCCCAAACAACAUAAUAAUCGAUGGCCUUACAGUUUCUAACAGAAUUACUUGUCCCAUGGAUGUUCUUGACCUUGUUAAAAACGUUUGCAAGCGGCCAUCGACUUAUUCAAGCGACGAUAUACCAUAUGAUAACGCAGAUAUGGAGCGAAUCCAGCAACUCCGACAAAAUAUAUACGGAAUUAUAGGAGAAUAUGGAACUUUUCAUGAACACUUAGAGUCAUUGUCGAAUAGACAAGAUAUGCUGACUUGCCUUUAUCAAUACGCUGCAUUGAUAUAUCUGAACCGCUCGUUAUCAAAUAUCUCUAUAUCGUCGUUCUCACACAGGAGGCUGGUGAGGGAGGGCAUACUGCUUUUAAAAAACCUUGGUUUUUGUGAGAGUGCGUGGCCGCUGUUUAUCAUAGCCUGCGAGGCUAAUGAGGAUGAACAGCGUCUUCAGAUACUCUCUAUUCUUUCUGAAACAAACCGAGAACUAGGGCAAAGAUCAAACCACAUUCCUCUUAUCCAGCAAAUGAUCGAGGCCAUAUGGAAUCAGAACGAUCUAGCUAUCGAAAACGACGUGGGAUAUUGUAGAAUUCUUGGCGCGGUGGUCUCAACGGCACCUUCUCUACCACUCUUUGCCUGA